CGCAGUUUCUGAGGAUGGGAUUUCGUCCCAAGUUCGUGUCGGUGUCGCGUGCGCGCAGAGUCGGAAAAUCGGGCGGCUAGUGUGACGGCGCAGGUUCCGCUGGAGGCGAGAUUUGGCGGAAAAUCCCCUCUAACCACCUCCUCCCCAGGAGAGUCGGGGACGCCCAGCCUGGAAUUUGUCUAUGUGCCCGCGCGCAACGUGAAUGUAUCUGAAGAUCAGGGUGUGGAGACAGGGAAAUUGGAAAGUGUAUUGCGAAUGAUGAUGUGGGCGCAGCAUGGAGACAGGAAAGGCUGAACUGCCGGAAAGGGACGAGGCUGAGUUAUUAUUCUACGUAUCAGGAGAUAAAAUACCACAAAUUAAAGAGAAUUAAAUGGACCAAGUUUUUUGGGGGUGUGUGAAAUUGACCAAAUACCGCUAAGAUUUGCUUUUUUCACUCAAGUUGGUUUGAGGUGCAAAACUCUCUUUCUUUGGACCGAACUUCGCCCUUGUUUUUAACGGAUCGAGGGGAACUGUCCUGAGAUUAUUGUGCUUGGACAUUUCUCAAGCCUGUUUCGUGCUAUUUCCCGCAAGGAUGGGAUAAACCAGUUUAGCAUUGAAAGAGCGCUGUGCUUGAAAUGUUAAUUCUGCAUAUGGGACCUCUGUGACAUAUUUGCUUAUUGUCCACAUUUUCACUCUCAAUAGUGCCGGUGCGCAUUUGUUGGGCAAUGAUGAUGGCAGAUGAAUUGGAACUGGGCAAGACUGGUCAAACGGAGAAGUCGUUGGAAAUCCUGGCUUGCGGCGACGUGAACCAAGAGGCAGCUUCGGCCAAGAAGGACGAGCCCGAUGACUUGGUGAACUAUCUGGAACUGAAGCCGGAAGAGCGGCGCCUGGGCAAAAAACUCUGCGGAUACCUCAACAAGCUGGGGGGCAAAGGACCACUGAAAGGCUGCAAGACUCGCUGGUUUGUCUUCGAUCAGAAAAGCUGCCACCUGUAUUACUUCCGAACAGCCCAGGACAGCAACCCGCUAGGGAGCAUGGACUUGUCGAAAGCUGCCUUCAAUUACUGUUUGGAGGCAGAGGAAGGAACAUUUGAAAUCACAACUCCCGAGAAGGAUUAUACCCUGAAGGCAAAAAAUAGACAAGCCAUGAUGUACUGGUUACAGCAGUUACAGCAGAAACGCUGGGAAUAUGGUGAGAAUCAGAAUAAUCUCUUUACAGAUAACCCCAACAUCUGCACAGAGCAGCCUGAAUCACCACCAGCACUCAAAACAGAAGAGGAAGCGGACCAAUUCUUGGACCCCGUGAAAACGCCCACUGGUCUCGUCGGAGUGGAGGCAGCUUCUCUACCAGUCGCACUGCAGCCAACCACCUUGCAUAACAUCUCUCUCAAGCACCUGGGGACAGAAAUCCAAAAUUUUGGUUCUAAAGCCGUCUUUCAGUUCUCCGGAAGCAAGCUGUUCAGGGAAAAUAGGACGUGUUUUGAGGAAGUCAGUCAGGGACCUAAUGAGAUGGCUGAAGAUCUAUCCCAGACCAAAGGAGGAGAUCUAUCAGUUAAGGACACACAGCAGGAAGAACAGAACACUCCAUUUCAAAAAUGUUCAGUGGGCAGUUUGAAGUCACUGACCAUUCGACAGACUAGCACUCCAAUGACUCCGGGGAAGGACACUGUGACGGAUGAGAUUGCCCCUGACAAGGCCACCAGGUUACAUAAUGAUGUCCUGGGACUCACCAAUGAGCUUAAUGCACAGAGGGAACUGGUCAAGCUCUUGCACAAGGCUCUUGAGGCCGCGCAGCAGGAGAAGAGGGCUUGUAACACAUACCUCUCCGCUGACGAGUCCACCCGCUUGGAGCUGGUGCGGCACAAAGUGAGGCAGAUCCGCGACUUGGAAAACCGGGCCUGCGUGCUUGAGAAAGAAAAGCAAGAGCUGCAGCAGAGCCUGAGCAUGCAGACGGACCUCACCGGGGAGAUGAAGCAACAUGCUCAGCUGCUGAUGGAGAAAAACCAUGCCAAGCAGGAGGUCAUCCUGAAACUCUCCCAGCAGAUGGCCAACGAAAGCUGCCUCCCAGAAACCUGCGAUAAAAUCACCACAGAGGCCAUUGGAAAACUGGAGGAGCAAAUUGUACAUUUAAAGGAUGAUCAAGAAGCUUACAAAGUCCAAAACAAGUUCUUAAACUCCGAGAUUUACCAAGUCACCAAGCUUUGGCAGGCCACUGCUGAUCGGGAGAAGGCUCUGGCUUUGAAGUGUGCUGCUCUGGAGGCCAAAUACUGCCAGGUUGAGAGCAAGUAUUUGACGAUGCUCCACAAGCUUGAGGACAAUGCCAGCAAGCAAGAUGGGACGCCACAGGAAAUGGUCAAGCAGCUUAUUGCUGACCAGUCAAAAAGGGAGAUUCAAGAUAAAUUUGGUAACCAAGGGGGCAGAUUUUGCAAUGAGUAUGAUGAAUACGGCUUCAGGACGGUGUCUUCCCCAUUGCAGGACAGAGACCUCUUGGCCAAAAUCCAGGCACUUGAACGAAAAUCCAUCCAACUCAUAGCUAGCCAGGAAGGCCAGGAGAAAGCCAUCCAGGUGAAAUGGGCAAACCAUCUAUUGGGCAGGACCUUUGGUGAGCUUCUGCCAUCACCAGAGUUAAAGAGCCUGAUCCGUAAUGGCAUCCCCAAGGAGUACCGGCGACAUGUUUGGAAGUGGUGUGUCAAUCGGUGGGUUCGGCACAUAAGCGAGCGAUAUGGUUCUAAACGUUACCAGGAGCUGCUGAAGCUGUGCAAGAACAAAGAUCAAGCAGCAUCCAAGCAGAUUGAACUGGAUCUCCACCGGACUCUGACCAACAACAGGCUCUUCAGCUCCCCGAACUCCAGAAUGGUUCAGAAGCUACGCCGUGUGUUACUGGCCUAUUCAUGGCAAAACCCCGAUAUUGGGUACUGCCAAGGACUGAACAGACUGGCGGCCAUUGCAUUGUUGAUCCUGCGAGAAGAAGAAGAUGCUUUCUGGUGCCUUGUGGCCAUUAUUGACUGCAUUAUGCCAGAGGAUUACUACAGCAAGACUCUCACUGGCUCCCAGGUUGACCAGAGAGUAUUUAAGGAUUUCUUGUCAGAGAAGCUGCCCAGGCUCAUGUCCCACUUCGAUCAGUAUAAUGUGGACCUCUCUCACAUUACGUUUAACUGGUUCCUCGUUCUCUUUGUUGACAGCCUUCAGAGUAACAUCCUACUCCAGGUCUGGGAUGCAUUCCUGUAUGAGGGAACAAAGGUAAUAUUCCGCUAUGCAUUAGCAAUUUUGAAAUACAACGAGGAAGAAAUUCUGAAGCUUAAUGAUAGCCUGGCCAUUUAUAACUACCUUGGAUGCGCGACACAAAACAUUUCAGAGGGAAGGAAGCUCAUGAACAUUGCGUUUGUAGAAAUGAACCCGUUUCCCUUGAAGUUGCUUCAAAACCGCCGGACAGCACACCUGGAGAAACUCAACGCUGAGCUGAGCGAGCUGGAGCGCAUACGGGAAGCAUACGUGAAAGAAAGAGUGGAGCAAAAAGUCACGAUUGACGGCGCGAGCGAGGAUGAGGAUGAAACUGAAAGGAAUCAUCCUGGGGCGCUAUCACCUGAAUUUCCUGCAGGGGUCACUUCAAAGUCAUGAGCAUGCUCUUCAAGAAGGAGCUCCCACACUCAAGAUCUCCAAUAAUGGGAAUGGCCUUCUUCAAGACUUGUUUCCUUCACUUACAAGGGAGUGUGCACGAGGAAAGUUGUUCAGUUCCACUAUGUGGUAUCUUUCUUGUGUUCAUCCUUGUCACUAUCAAAUCUCCUUGCUCAGCUGGAGCGGAGUCCAGAUGCAGAGUAAAGCUUGAUGCACUUUUCCCCAGGUGAAGGCGCCUUUCCUCAAAGCUCAGGAGAGUGUUACCUGCAUCGCUGUGAACUUUUUUCUUUCAGAUCUCACACCGGACAUCCUGUGAAUGAGACUGGGCCACGCAGUCCGGAAAUAUCUCGGCUUUUUUGAUCCUUUUGGAGUCAGGUUUGCUAGGACUGGAGUAAGCCUGCUCCGGUACACUUUUGCCUAAUUGAUAGGGAAGAGAUUGCAUCCAAUCAGUCUGAAUUGUGUUGAAACCUGUCCUGAGAGAUGAGAGGAGAGUGGACUAUAAAUCAUCUGUUCAUACAAGAGGAUUAUUUAUUAUUUUGAUGCCUGAUUUUAGCCCAGUUUAGAACUCAACAGAUAAGCUUGUCCACAGAGAAUGUCUUAUUAGUAUAAGUGGUUGGAUAUUAGUUGUACAAACUUAUUUGUAAGUAGUUUUCCAACUAUGGGACAGAAAUCUAAUCCCAAAACCAAUUCCAAGUAUUUAGGAUUGAUUUAAGUCCUCAUUGGAGAGGGUGAUAUUAUCCCUAUGUACAAGUUUUUAAAAAAAAUGUAUGACAAUAAAAAUUGAACUGUUGA
This is a messenger RNA of Carcharodon carcharias (great white shark), 4385 nucleotides long. It is a transcript of the gene tbc1d2, whose product is annotated as TBC1 domain family, member 2. Lineage: Eukaryota; Metazoa; Chordata; Chondrichthyes; Lamniformes; Lamnidae. The record is from RefSeq and is a predicted model, not a curated record. The transcript has 13 exons. Bases 705 to 3596 code for a protein of 963 amino acids.